This is a messenger RNA of Stegastes partitus (bicolor damselfish), 3277 nucleotides long. It is a transcript of the gene coasy, whose product is annotated as CoA synthase. The coding region runs from base 261 to 1937 and encodes 558 amino acids. Gene Ontology annotation, biological process: coenzyme A biosynthetic process. Gene Ontology annotation, molecular function: ATP binding; dephospho-CoA kinase activity. The transcript has 10 exons. NCBI's taxonomy places the organism in Eukaryota, Metazoa, Chordata, Actinopteri, Pomacentridae. The record is from RefSeq and is a predicted model, not a curated record.
AGUGACUUCCACUGGUGGCUGCUUCGCUGUUUGGGCUGGAGAGGACUGGAUAAGCCAGUUCCUCGUUGGAGAGAGUCGGGAAACGACCUCCUCAGUAAAUAUGCGGACGGUUGUAGAUCUGAACUGCGCUAUUCGUCCGUUUUGCGCUUCGUUUUAGCGCCUCUCAGCGCAGGUAAGCUGCUGCUAAACUGCCAAAGGGUUUAGCCACCCCCUGACAGCACUGCUCUGUGUUCUGAGUCCCUGUGAGAUCAGCGAGCACCAUGUCCAUGUUCAGCACGGGCAUCCUUGUGCUGACGUCUCCUCUCCACACCCUUCCCCUGCGCAUCGCUCCGGUGCUCAGCUCAGCCGCUCAGCUGGUGGAGCGUACGCUGUAUGUCCACCUCCACCCGGGGCUGAACCUGGGAGGUGGGAGCCAGCCUCGACCAGUUUUCAUUCCCCCGGUAGUGGACCUGUCUACGCUCAUUACCCGCCUUUACAGCAACGCAGCGGAUGUAUGCGGCCACCUGGACGUUCGUGUUCUUCUGACUAAUGUACGCGCUCAGUCAGCUGCCUGCAGCGGGACCACGACUCCGAACAGCCCCUUCCCCACUCCACAGUCUCUGUCUCACUCCCCGGAGGUGGUGCUAACAGACUUUGCUGUGCAGGACCCAGGUCAGUCCCUUCAGGUCACGCAGUGUCUCCAGAGAUACGCCGGCCACUGCUACGUCUGCAGCCCCAGCCUGCCUUCAGUGCUGCUUCAGCCACAGCUAACCAGGCUGCAGGAGAAGGAGGACGAGCUGAAAGAGCCUGAGGAAAAGACAGAACCUUUGGAGACCUACAGCGAUGUGGUAGUAGGAGGGACAUUUGACCGGCUCCAUGGGGCCCACAAGACGCUGCUCAAUAUCUCGUGCCUGCUGGCCAGUAGAAGGUUCCUCAUUGGUGUGUGUGACCAAGCGAUGCUUAAAAAGAAAGUGCUGAAGGAGCUGAUCGAGCCCUACGCUCUGCGCGUCCAGAGACUACAGGAGUUCCUACAAGACACCAAACCGUCUCUACAGGUGGAGAUCGUGCCUCUGGACGACCCCUACGGAGUGUCCAUAGUUGACCCGCAGCUGGAGUGCAUUGUGGUUAGCGAGGAGACUCGAAAGGGAGGCGAGGCCGUCAAUAAGAAACGGCAGGAGAACGGCCUUCCAGUUCUGGUCCUCCACGAGAUCCAGCUGCUGAAAGAUGCUCACCACACCGAGACAGAGGAGGAGAAGAUCAGCUCCUCCAGCCUACGCUCUCGUCUGCUGGGCACCCUGCUUGCUCCGCCUAAAGACGCGGCCCACCUCCCUCCUCUGCCGUAUGUGAUUGGCCUGACGGGAGGCAGCGGCAGUGGAAAGAGCUCCAUCGCCAGACGGCUGGAGGCUCUCGGCGCGGUUCGGAUCGACUGUGACAAACUGGGCCAUGAGGUGUACCAGCCCGGUGCAGCGGGGUAUCACAGAGUGCUUGAAGAGUUUGGGGCAGAUGUUCUGAAUGAAGAUAAAACCAUCAACAGACGCGCAUUAGGAAGGAAGGUUUUUGGAAACCAGGAGCGACUGAAAGCCCUGACAGACAUCGUGUGGCCUGAGAUCGCACUUCUGGUGAAGAGCAGAGUCAGUCAAGCCAGAGACGAAGGUAAACAGGUCUGUGUGGUGGAUGCAGCAGUUCUUCUGGAGGCCGGCUGGACAGAUCUGGUCCACGAGGUCUGGGUCACCAUCAUCCCCGAGGAGGAGGCUGUGUUGAGGAUAACGGAGCGGGAUGGUGUGACCACAGAAGACGCCCUGCGCCGACUGGAGAGUCAGUGGUCCAGCAGCAAGCAAGUGGAGCAGGCUAACAUAGUGCUGAGCACGCUGUGGGAGCCCGAAGUCACUCGCAAACAGGUACUGAAAGCUUGGAAUCUUCUUCAGAAGAGAAUCCAUCAGAGGCAAGAGGGACAGUAGGAACACGUCUGACUCUGUGUCACGUCAGCGGCGAACACGCACACGUCAGGCCCAGGAACACGCGUGCACAAACGAGUGAUCCACGCAUGGAAACACUGCCUUCAACAGAAGUGAGACGGCUCACUGUACUGCAGCAAAUCCAACCAGCUGCCACUUCUCUGACCAAGACUCAGUGCCUGAUUGUCUUUCCACACGUUUUAAACUUUAAAGCUGAAAGACGGAUGAGGAAGGAUUUCAAAAAUGGUCCCGAACAACAUAACUUUGGAAUUUUCCCUCUGGAAUUCCUGUUUGGGAUCAAUAAAGUGUCAUAUUAACCUAAGUGUAGGUCUGUCCUCAUCCAAAGAUCUUGUUUAAUGAGCAGCAUGCCUUCAGAUGAAUACUGUUUAAAUGACUCGGUCAUCCUGAGGCGUCCCCAGUCAGUGUAUUCAGAAGCAUCGGCACCAUGUCAGCUGAUCACACUUCCAACAAGGUCCAUCUCGGUUCUGCGUCUUUUGACACAAUAUGAUUGUCCCUAGAAAGCAACUCAUGGUAGGGAGGAGGUAGUGUCAAACAAAUGCUGCGAUUAAACCAUAGAAAUAAAUUAUCUUUGUUCGUUCAGAGUUUUGAGAGUAUUUUAACAAAUUUCUAUUAUUGUCUAACGAGGAAUAAUAAAUUACCAAACGAUGUAGUGUGUAGAGAGUUUGUCAUAAAAUCUGUGUAGCUGUUGCAUUGAAUGAAAUUUAAUUGAAUAAAUACUUUGGGCUGGGAGUGAGAAGUGUAAUAUAUGGAAGAUGAAUUACUGAUAUGUGAAUAAUGCACAUUAAAAAAAACACUCAGUAAAAGAUGAAUUUGACCAAAAGCCUGUUUUUGUCCAAACGUCUGUAGAUACUGGUAGAACAUCUGUAGAACAUGACGGGCCUGAAUUAAACCCUGUAGAAGACCGAUACCAUGAAAGGAUCAAUGCACUGACCAAUGAUGGAGAACACCUGAUGUCAUGUUUACCAGCAGCGUAGCAGAUCAGUGGACAAACUACACGAUUCCUUCAAAAGGUGUUUAACAAAAAUCCAUCUGAACAUUUUUAAAGUCCGAUCCACAAACAUGCCCUCUGCAGUAGACGGUGUUGUCAGUUCAGCAGAAUAUCUGAAUAUGUUGGAAAGCACCUGAAAGAGCUCCAGGGAGCAGCCGAGUGUCAAUCAGCCUUUACAGAAGGAGAACUGUGUCGUUCUUCAGCCGUACUUUUGUUAAAAAGACUUGUAACGUGUUAUUUCAUGUCUGUCGCUGACCUGCAUGUCGUCUGCUAACUCCAUGAGCUGCUUGUAGAACUUUGCACAGAACAUUAAAUGAAACGUUUCCAUCAGUAA